AUGUCUUCGGUCGCGCAAAAACGUCUCUUCCACGAGUACAAGAACCUCUCCACCAACCCACCCGACGGCAUCACGGCUGGUCCCGUCACGGAAGAUGACAUGUUCCAUUGGGAGGCCCUGAUCCAGGGCCCUGAAGGCACACCAUUUGAAGGAGGCGUCUUUGCCGCCGAACUGAAGUUCCCCAAGGAUUAUCCGCUGAGCCCGCCUACGAUGAAGUUUGUUGGCGGUGGAGUCUGGCACCCGAACGUUUAUCCCAACGGAACCGUCUGUAUCUCUAUCCUCCAUCCUCCUGGCGACGACCCCAACCACUACGAGCACGCCUCCGAGCGCUGGUCGCCCAUUCAGAGCGUCGAGAAAAUCCUCAUCUCCGUCAUGAGCAUGCUUGCAGAGCCCAAUGACGAGAGCCCCGCCAAUGUCGAGGCCGCGAAGAUGUGGCGUGAGCGGAGACAGGAGUAUGAGCGGAAGGUGCGCGACGAGGUCCGAAAGGGACUGGGUCUGUAG
Messenger RNA from Aspergillus terreus NIH2624, 501 nucleotides. RefSeq names its product E2 ubiquitin-conjugating protein UBC7. Lineage: Eukaryota; Fungi; Ascomycota; Eurotiomycetes; Eurotiales; Aspergillaceae. The record is from RefSeq and is a predicted model, not a curated record. The transcript has 2 exons. The coding region runs from base 1 to 501 and encodes 166 amino acids. Gene Ontology annotation, cellular component: cytosol; endoplasmic reticulum.